This is a messenger RNA of Nyctereutes procyonoides (raccoon dog), 3380 nucleotides long. It is a transcript of the gene FRMD8, whose product is annotated as FERM domain containing 8. Gene Ontology annotation, biological process: negative regulation of canonical Wnt signaling pathway. Lineage: Eukaryota; Metazoa; Chordata; Mammalia; Carnivora; Canidae. The coding region runs from base 144 to 1664 and encodes 506 amino acids. Gene Ontology annotation, cellular component: plasma membrane; cytoskeleton. The transcript is spliced from 12 exons. The record is from RefSeq and is a predicted model, not a curated record.
CCCAGCUUCCGCGUCGCGGCUGGGCCAGCUGGACCCCGGGUCGGUGGCGGAGUCCUGGCUCACUUUGGGGCGGGAGGCGGAGCUGGAGGUCGGAGUCAGACCGGGAGCCUGGGCUCAAGCGGCGGGCGCUGACUCCCUCCGAAAUGGACGGGACAGAAGGCACUGCUGGGCAACCGGGCCCCGCUGAGCGGUCCCAUCGAAGCAGCGUGUCCUCCGUGGGAGCCCGAGCAGCUGACGUCCUGGUGUACCUGGCGGAUGACACAGUGGUGCCCCUGGCUGUGGAGAACCUGCCCUCGCUUAGCGCCCACGAGCUGCACCGAGCUGUCCGUGAGGUCCUGCAGCUCCCGGACAUCGCCCUAGAUGCCUUCGCACUCUGGCUUGUGUCCCCUCUGCUGGAGGUGCAGCUGAAGCCCAAGCACCAGCCCUACAAGCUGGGCCGCCAGUGGCCAGAACUGCUCCUGCGCUUCACUGAUGCUCCUGACGAUGACGUGGCCAUGGAUGAGCCUUCCCUGCAGUUCCGAAGGAACGUGUUUUUCCCAAAGCGGCGGGAGCUCCAGAUCCAUGAUGAGGAGGUCCUGCGGCUGCUCUAUGAGGAGGCCAAAGGCAACGUGCUGGCCGCACGGUACCCAUGCGACGUGGAGGACUGUGAGACCCUGGGCGCCCUGGUGUGCCGCGUGCAACUCGGGCCCUACCAGCCUGGCCAGCCCACUGCCUGUGCCCUGAGGGAGAAGCUGGAUUCCUUCCUCCCUGCCCACCUCUGCAAGCGGGGCCAUGGGCUCUUUGCGGCACUCCGGGGCCGAGGGGCCAAGGCGGGGACAGGUGAACAGGGCCUGCUGAAUGCUUACUGCAAAGUGAAGGAAGCUGGCGACGGUGAGCACGGGGCCUCCUUGAGCACCCACUACCGUGCCUACCUCCUCAAGAGCCACGAGCUGCCCUUUUACGGGUGUGCCUUCUUCCAUGGCGAGGUGGACAAACCGGCCCAGGGCUUUUUACACCGGGGUGGGCGAAAGCCAGUGGCCGUGGCCAUCAGCUUGGAGGGCGUGCAUGUCAUUGACAGCAGGGAGAAGUGGUUGGCCUGGAGGCAGACUGGAUGGCUUGCUGACCUCCCUCCCUCAGAUGUCCCCAUGGCCUCCAGUGCCACCCCGGGGACUUCCUUGGGGUCUGUUCUACAUCAGCUUUUCUGCCUAGCGUGUGAGCAUGUCCUGCUGGGCCUGCGCUUCCAGGAACUGUCGUGGGACCACACCUCCCCCGAGGAGGAGGAGUCUGUCCUGUGGCUAGAGUUUGAUGGGGACAACGAGGGCACACCGGUCAACAAGCUCCUUAAGAUCUACUCCAAGCAGGCCGAGCUGAUGAGCAGUCUCAUCGAGUACUGCAUUGAGCUGAACCAGACUUCAGAGCCUGCUGCCUCCCAGGAAAAUGUGUCUGGCACACCCUCAGCCGCUGGUGCCCCACCACCUCCCAUUCAGCGCCCACAGCUGCGGAGGCAGGGCAGCGUGGUAUGCAGCCGCCUCCAGCAUCUCUCCACCAUUGACUACGUGGAGGAAGGUCAGCAGAUCAAGCGGGUGAAACCAAAGCGCACCACAUCCUUCUUCAGCCGGCAGCUCUCCAUGGGCCAGGGGAGCUACACCGUGGUGCAGCCCACCGACAGCCUGGAGCAGGGCUGAGGGUGGCAGUGCCGGGCAGGGGGAGGGCACAGGGAGGUCCUCCCUGGACCUAGCCCAGCGCUCUUCUCCCAAGGGGCAGGACCAGGCUGUGGCUCUGGUGUUGGGUAGGAGGAUUACCUCGGAGAAGAAAGAAGCAGCUUCUGUGCCCGUGGUGGUACAUGGGCCACGCAGAGCUGGCUGGGGACUCCCGCAGGGUCUUCCUUGCAGCCUGCCUGCCUUUCCCCUGGACUCAGCCCCACUGCUGUCUCAGGACCAUCUGAGGAGGUUCUGGCCACCUCCUCCCAGCCAGGGAUGUGCCCUUCUCAAGAUGGAAAGUGUCCCCAGCUCUGAAGUCCUCAGUGACAGCCCUGAUGGCAGGUGGCCGACAAAUAGGGUUCAGGACUAUAGGUCCAAUGUGUGUCUUUGGUCUUUUCCCUGGACUUUGGUGACCACAUCCCUGCAUUUCUUCUGCCACAUUCCACCCAUGCUGCCAGUCUGGGCAUGGCCCUGAGGGGUGGGAAGGAGGCCUCCCUGGAUUGAACCACAGCAGGAACAGAGAGAGUGAAGCCUCCCACCCAUACUCUCUCUGGCUGGAUGGAACUGGAGGGAGCCAGGCAAGGCCUGGCUCAGGGAGCACUCUGUGCCCCUCACUCAGGCCUCUUGUGGUCAGGACACAUUCUGACUGGAGGGAAAGUGCCUUUUUGCCAGCUUUUGAUGACAACACUGUUCCAGGAGGUGGCUGCCCUGUGGACCAAUGUGCCCACCAGAUCCACACUCUACACUUAAAGAGGCUCCCAAACCACCCUGGACUUCAGGUUCUAGUUUUGCUCUUUUUUUUCAUCUGCUUCAGUUCCACAAAGCGUGUGAACUCUAGGGUAACGAGAAGAUGCCCCCACCAACCUCAGAGCUGCUGGCUCUCCUUCAAGAUGGCGCCAUGGUGUCCACCCUCCUGACCCUGGGGGUGGCCCAUGCAGGGAAACGUCCUAUGCGACUUGGUCUCCUCUUUCCAGGGACAUUGUAGGGAGGCUGGAUGUGGCACUGGGCAUGUUUUUUAACCUGCUUUCCCCUCCUGGCAUCUCCCAGAGGAGCCGUCCCAGCCCCUCUGCUCCUCCAUGGUGGGUCCAUGGCCCUCACAGCACUUCCUGGGACUUUCCAUAGGAAGAAGCAGGCGCAGCUCAGCACUGGAUUCUGCUUUGUCCUCCGUCUUCCCUCCCUCCCCGCUGAGAGCCUUGGCAGAGGAAAUGCAAACUGGUCUCCAGGGUCAGAGCCCAUUCCCUCCUCUUCCUUAUAGUGGCUUUUGAGCACUCCAGAUGUUCUGGGGCGGACUUGCCUCCAGCAGUAGGGACUUUGUUACUUGUUAUAAUAAGUAGGUGUCCCCAGCCUUGUGGAAUGUCCCAGCCAGAGGACAUCUUGUCUCCCCUCCUGGAGUCACUGUACCUGAGUGGCUGCAGCCCGCCAGGCACCCAGCCCUCUGGUUAUCUCUCCUCUCGAUCUUUUGACCCAAAUGAAUGUUUAUCUGCUGGGCUUGAGGGUGUCGGGCGUGGACACACAUUACUUGUUUUUAUCCUUCAGUCUGUCUGUUUUAUCCUUCAGUCUUCUGUUCUCUGAGCAUCCUUUGUGCCAAGACCUUUUCUGCCUGCCCUUUGGGACAAAGCAGUAUUUUACCAAGUGCCCUUUGAAUAUUCUCAUUCUUUUGUAUCAUGUGACUUCUUAAUAAUAAAAUAAAUUUCUAGCGAA